This is a messenger RNA of Betta splendens (Siamese fighting fish), 2132 nucleotides long. RefSeq names its product Josephin domain containing 2 (gene josd2). The transcript is spliced from 5 exons. The record is from RefSeq and is a predicted model, not a curated record. NCBI's taxonomy places the organism in Eukaryota, Metazoa, Chordata, Actinopteri, Anabantiformes, Osphronemidae. Gene Ontology annotation, molecular function: cysteine-type deubiquitinase activity. Gene Ontology annotation, biological process: protein deubiquitination. Bases 415 to 969 code for a protein of 184 amino acids.
CACGGUUGGUAGCUGCGACAGAGCCUCUUGGGUAAUGAGGCUGUUUAUGAGCUCUGUCUAUAACAAAAGGCUUGUGUAAUCUGCAGCGUUUAUUUAAUUACACAGCGAUUUGACUUCGCCAUUAUAGUCUCGACCAAAACCCCUGGUUUAGUCACGCUGCCUGGAAUACCGUAAAUGGGCGUGACAGCCACAAACAUCAACAACAACAACGCUCCGCUUCCGGUUUCUGGAUGUAGCUGUCAGAUUCCAGCAUCUUUUUAACCGGGAGUCGCUUUAUCAGCAGGUUAGUCGCUUUGUUCAGAUACCGUCCAUUAAUAAUAGUCCGCUGUGCUGUUGUUCCGCACAACUGCCCGCGUUAAAACACGCUGCACAAUCAGCAGCCUGCCCCAGUUUGGCGUCCGUUACGGCUUCAUAAUGAGCGACGGAGAAGUGUUUCACGAGAAGCAACGGUUGGAGCUGUGCGCGAUCCACGCGCUCAACAACGUGCUCCAGGAGCGAGUGUUUACCAAGGAGACCGCCGACGACAUCUGCAAGCGCCUGGCUCCACAGUGUGUGGUCAACCCUCAUCGGUCCGUGUUAGGCACAGGAAACUAUGAUGUGAACGUCAUCAUGGCAGCGCUACAGAGCAGGGAACUGGCUGCUGUGUGGUGGGACAAACGCAGAACAGUACAGAACCUCUGUGUGUCUAAGGUCCAGGGCUUCAUUCUUAAUGUCCCAUCACGAGUAUCCCUUGGCAUCGUAUCCCUCCCACUCCGACGGCGGCACUGGCUCGCGGUUCGACAAGUUAACGGACAGUACUACAACCUAGACUCCAAACUAAAGAGCCCAGUGUGCAUUGGAGGUGAAGCAGAACUACGCUCAUUUCUCAGUGAACAGCUUUCUCAGGAUGUGGCAGAGAUGCUCUUGGUUGUCAAGCGGGAAGUGGAAGAAGACGGCUCGUGGCUGAUCUCUGACAACCCUAACAAGUGAUGCCUUUGGGACAGUACACACCUUUACAUUUUAGCAUGGAAAACUUAAUCCUCUGGGAAAAUGACUUUUAUUUUUAAAGCAAACACCUCAUUACAGAAACAUCUUCAGGGAAUGAACUAAAGUACAUGUAAUAUUAACCACACAGAGGAAGUUCCAAAGAGAAGCAGAUACUGGUUGUUUACUCCUGAAAUGAAGAAUGGUUCUGACUAUAACAGGUUACUUGCUCUGAUGUGAUCCAUGUAUUUGUGGUUUCCUGCUAAUGUUACCUUGGUUUUAAUACUGAAAAGGUGCAGCCAAGAUAUCAGUUUUGCAAACGUGGGCUAGUUUGGUGAAGUUGUUACCCUUGGCUGAACUUGCACUGCCUACUGUUAGAAAGCGUGUAGACGGUGUCUCUGCGCAAAAUGUUUGAAGAAAGACUGUUGGACUUUUAGGAUCCAGCCUCCAAGUUAGAUUAGCAUGUAGGGUCAAAGCGUGUUAGUUACCAAGCAGCACCGGCUGCACCAUCUCUUCCUGCAACCUUUGUUGUUAACCUUCUAUGCACUGCAGAGUUAGAUUUGUUAGCACUGUUUGUUUUUGUGUGUGUGUGUGUGUGUGUGUGUUCAUACAGGCGCCAGUAAUGUGAAGGCGUUACCUAGUGAAGCACUGAAGGCCUAAAGCAUUGUGUUUGCAUGUUUUUAUCCAUUUUCUAAGAAUCACUUUCCAGAUAUUUUUUGUCUCAAUUUUCUAUUAUGAAAUUAAUUUUUGUGAUCUUCAAGUGUUUCUGUUUGAUGUUACCAUAAAGAAAUCAAGCGGCAGAGACUUGAGACAUGGGGUCAGGUGAUGUAUUACAUUCAACUUCUUACCUCUUGGUUUUUAUCAAAGUUAUGUUGUUGUCGUAAUAGUAAUUGUAACACUAAUGCUAAGACAGUGAGGUCUUUCUCUUCAGGUUGAUAUUAACUGCCACUGUCUGUUAGCAAGGAGAAGGAGACAGAAUGUAAAUCUGUGCAAGCAUCCAGGUUGGGCCUGUAACAUUUAUGUUUGUAUUGUUGUCUCUCCUGUUAAUCUAUGCAUAUCCAAACACAUGUCUCUGCUACAAUAGUGACUAAUACUAAUGUACACAUAAACCUAGGCUCUGAGGUUUAUCUUAGAAAUUAUUUAUAUUAAACUUUGACCUGUUGUUUUAA